Nelumbo nucifera (sacred lotus) is the source of this 2202-nucleotide messenger RNA. Its product is annotated as protein SKU5 SIMILAR 14-like. Gene Ontology annotation, molecular function: oxidoreductase activity; copper ion binding. The record is from RefSeq and is a predicted model, not a curated record. NCBI's taxonomy places the organism in Eukaryota, Viridiplantae, Streptophyta, Magnoliopsida, Proteales, Nelumbonaceae.
AGAUUGAUUAUUUGAGGCUUCUCACUCGCCUCUCAGUCCAUGCAUAUUUCUCGGUCUCGGUCUCGGUCUCGGUCUCAGCAAUCAGAGAGACACUGAGAGAGCAUUUCGAUAUUUAUUUCGUCUUUCUUUCUGCUGCAUUGUUUUCCCCUCUCCCGCCUUUCUCUUCAAUUCCUCUGAGCGCUGUAGGGGCUUUCUGCUUCAUAGAUCUAUCUCUCCAUAUAUUUGAACCCCCAUUUUACCAUCUUUUCCAGAAUCAAAGGUCGAAAGCCCGUUUCCCUGAAAUCUGAUAGAGACAACUGGAGGACGUAAAUGGGAGACAACAGGGUUCUCUGUUCUCUCCUGUUCUUCUUCUUCUUCUUCCUCGUUUCUUGCAUUAAUGCCGAAGACCCUUACAGAUUCUUUACAUGGAAUGUCACCUAUGGCGACAUUUAUCCUCUUGGAGUAAAACAACAGGGGAUUUUGAUCAACGGCCAGUUCCCAGGUCCUCUGAUCGAUAGCGUUUCGAAUGAUAACUUGAUAAUCAGUGUCUACAACAGCUUGGACGAGCCAUUCCUCAUCUCAUGGAAUGGCGUUCAGCAGAGGAGGAACUCGUGGCAGGAUGGUGUGUAUGGCACCAACUGUCCUAUUCCCCCUGGCCAAAACUUCACUUAUGUGCUUCAAGUCAAGGAUCAAAUCGGCAGCUUCUUCUACUUCCCGUCGCUUGCAUUCCACAAGGCUGCGGGAGGAUUUGGUGGCAUCCGGAUCAACAGCCGCCCGAUGAUACCCGUCCCUUUCCCUCCUCCUGCUGGGGACUACACGAUACUGGCUGGCGAUUGGUUCAAGCAAAAUCAUACAGAUUUGAAAGCAAUCUUAGACAGUGGUCAUGACCUUCCAUUCCCUGAUGGUCUUCUCAUCAAUGGCCGUGGUUUGAAUGGUUACACGUUCACAGUUGAUCAAGGUAAAACCUACAGGUUCCGGAUAUCAAAUGUGGGGCUCACAACAUCCAUCAAUUUCAGAAUUGCAGGACACAAGAUGACUUUGGUAGAGGUUGAAGGGUCACACACACUGCAGAACACAUAUUCUUCUCUUGAUAUCCAUCUUGGACAGUCCUACUCUGUCUUGGUUACUGCCGAUCAGCCUCCACAAGAUUACUACAUUGUUGUUUCCACACGCUUCACAAGCCCUGUGCUCACAACCACAGCCAUUCUCCAUUACAGCAACUCCGCUGGACAAGUUUCAGGUCCUCCCCCUGGUGGUCCAACCAUUGAGAUUGACUGGUCUCUCAACCAGGCUAGAUCUAUACGAUGGAAUCUGACAGCAAGUGGUCCAAGACCCAAUCCUCAAGGCUCUUACCACUAUGGGUUGAUCAACACUACCCGUACAAUCAGGCUUGCUAACAAUGCUCCUGUCAUCAAUGGUAAGCAGAGAUAUGCUGUCAACAGUGUGUCCUUUAUUCCUGCAGACACACCGUUGAAAAUUGCUGAUUAUUACAAGAUCCCUGGUGUCUUCACCCUUGGGAGCAUUCCGGACAAUCCAACUGGCGGUGGUGGUUACCUCCAGACCUCUGUCAUGGCUGCUGAUUUCCGGACUUUUGUUGAGAUUGUGUUUGAGAAUUGGGAAGACACUAUACAAUCAUGGCACAUUGAUGGUUAUUCCUUCUUUGUUGUGGGGAUGGAUGGAGGGCAAUGGUCACCUGCAAGCAGAGACACUUACAACUUGAGAGAUACAGUUGCUCGUUGCACUACACAGGUCUAUCCCAAGUCAUGGACUGCAAUUUACGUGGCAUUGGACAAUGUGGGGAUGUGGAACAUCAGAUCUGAGAACUGGGCCAGACAGUACUUGGGUCAGCAGUUCUAUCUUCGUGUUUACUCCCCUGCAAAUUCAUGGAGAGAUGAAUACCCUAUUCCAAAGAACGCUCUUCUAUGUGGUCGGGCAUCUGGACGCAGGACUCGGCCUCUCUGAUUCAGCCGAUCCCAAAAACCUGUCACGAGAGGGUGACAUGUUCUUGUAUGUGCAUUAUUAGGAAAUGAGUUCUAUACAGGAAAAUAUUGACAGAUCUCAGCUUGAGCAUGAAUAUUUUAUUUUAUUUUAUUUUCUUUCUUUUCGUUCAUUAUUCUUCUGGUAUUUCUGGUUUUCGGUGUCUAGAUAGUAAACAUUAAUAUUUUAAUGGUGUGAUAAAUGCAAUGCAAUUCAAGAAAGAAUUUCAAGUUUCCGCUGCCUCAA